AUGCUUUUUGACCCCGAGACCGCGAAUCACUUGAAACCAUGGCUCGUCAGGACACUUGAGCCAAUAUGCGACGCUGAGCCCGGUGCGCUCGCGGAUUACAUUCUUGCCCUCUUGAAGCACAACGCACCAGAGGCGGAGCUACGGAAAGAGCUGUCUGCACAGCUGGAGGAAUUCCUUGAAAAAGGCGUCUCAUUCGUCGAUACGCUCUUCACCGCCCUACGGACAAAGUCGUACCUCCCCUACUCUGCCACUCCCUCUACCAGCACCUACCCCUCCGCCAGCACCUCUGCCGACGUCGGCAUCCCAAUUCCCUUAGACGGCCUCUUGAACCCUGCACCGGUGUCACCCGAGCGAGGGCGCAAGCGCGGCAUCGACAGUGAAGACUACGACACGCACGGACCAUCAAAAGGCCCCCGGCUGAACAACGACAGCCAGUUCUCGCGCUACGGGCGUAACGACAGGUCAUCAUGGGGUGGCCGGGGGGAUCGUGCGGAUCGUGGAGGGAGGAUGGACGUGAGUGGACGACCCGAUUUCAUGGACGGAGGUAUGGCAGGAAUGGAUAUGGGAAUGGGUGGUAUGAAUGGUAUGAACGGACGGGGGCAGAACUACCGGCCACCAGAACGGCGUGGCAUAUGCCGGGAUUAUCACAACAACGGCUAUUGCGCACGCGGCCAGUUCUGCAAGUACAGCCAUGGCGACGACGCCGUUAUCCCACAACAACUCUUCCCCAUGGCUGGCGGCGCAUUGCCGUUCAUGUCGAUGAUGGGGGCCGGGGGCAUGCCCUUCCCAAUGAACGCUGCCGCAGCCGGCGGCGCCUACGACCCUCACGAGCGUAUGGACAUGCGACCUGCGGCGGCGGGUCCCUUGAACGGUCGGCCACCAGUAAUACCUAGGACAGACGAUGGUGGGGGGCCGAUGCACCGGAAACCUGCCGAGCCCUCCGUCGUUCAAGAUCUUACCCCCCAAGUACCCAUCACUGACGUCUCGCCACACAAUACCGGCGAGGGCUUCCGGCCUCAACAGAGGGCGCCCAUGGAGGGGGUAGUUCCCACAUACGACGCCCCGCCACACAUGCCUCCGAUGGACGGCGGAAUGGGCUCAAGACCGUUCCCCAUGAACGGUGGCAGAGGUGGGCAGCCUCACAGGGGACGGGGUCGCGGUGGCGUCUUCAGCGGCGACGCACACAGCUUCCGGCCGGAAAAGCGGAAUGACAAGACGCUUGUGGUGGAGAAGAUCCCCGAGGACAAGCUCGCGCUUGGCGCAGUAAACGAUUGGUUUAGCAAGUUCGGUACGGUCACGAACGUCGCAGUCGACGCGCCGAGCGCAAAAGCCCUCGUCAGCUUCUCCGCACACGACGAAGCCUACAAGGCCUGGAAGUCAGAAGAGGCGGUCUUUGGUAACCGGUUCGUCAAGGUCUUCUGGCAUAGGCCGAUGGAGGGUCACGGACAGGCUGGUCAGCGAAUGCUUGCUGCAUCAGCACCGUUUGUCUCUAAGCAGGCGGCCCCCACUCCUUCUACCUCCGCUCCCGAAGGCUCCCCUGCACCUCCGACACCCUCUACCUCCACACCGGCUUCUCGCAAGCCUUCUGUCGCAUCUACGUCUUCUGCCCUUGCCGCGAAGCAGAAGCUCCUCGAGCAGCAGAUCGCGGAGCAGAAGUCGCUCAUGGCCCUACUGUCUACUGCGUCUGCUCAAGAGAAGAAGGACAUCAUGGCCCGGUUGCGGAAGCUCAACGAGGAGAUGAAACCGUCCGCCACGCCAACAGCCGCGUCUCAGACGCCGCCGCCGGCUGCAUCCUCCCCCGCGCCGGCCAAGCGGGCCGGUUCCACCCCCCAGACGGACGACCAUGAACGCAAGGAGCGGGAGCGGUUGGACAAGGAGCUCGAACUGCAUCAUGCGACCACCCCUGGUGAUGCGGAGGAGGAGAGCACCGAGGAGCUGAAGGCAAAGCUCGAGAAGCUCAAGGCGGAGGCUGCCAGUCUGGGUAUCACCGAGGCUGCCGAACCACCGGCGUACCAAGGCUCAGGGUAUCGCCCUUACCGUGGCCGCGGGCGUGCUCGUAGCUUCUUCCGGGGCGCUGCUAUGCGUGGUGGGCCGCCUCGGAGCAUGAAGCUCGACCUCCGGCCUAAGAAGCUUUUGGUAAAGGGUGCCUCCACGGAGUCCUUGCAGGCCGUGCGCGACUGGUAUGAGACGACGGGCCAGGUAGAGUCGGUCGACACUACGGACGGCGGCGACAUCGUCGUCUCUUUCUACAGCCGUGGUGCAGCCGAACAGGGUUUUGCCAAAGGGUCGCAUAUCGCGACCGUCGGGCCCGUACAAAUCGCCUGGCACUCAGGCCAGCCGACGAAUUCCGGCACCCCGGCAGCGAAGUCUCCCGCGCUGGCCUCGCAGCCCAGCGCGCCUAAGGAGGAGGACUCCGCGAUGGACGGCAGCGUGCCCGCGCCCGUCGAGGACGCGCCCGCGGACGACCCGCACAUGCACGAGGAGACCGACGCCGGCGGCUGGGGCGCGGACGACGACGGGUUCGGCAUGAUGUGA
Molecule: messenger RNA, 2535 nt
Organism: Trametes versicolor FP-101664 SS1
Lineage: Eukaryota; Fungi; Basidiomycota; Agaricomycetes; Polyporales; Polyporaceae
Exons: 7
Coding region: 1-2535 (844 amino acids)
Biological process (GO): mRNA processing
Cellular component (GO): nucleus
Molecular function (GO): RNA binding; metal ion binding
Source: RefSeq, a predicted model, not a curated record